Molecule: messenger RNA, 306 nt
Organism: Seminavis robusta
Lineage: Eukaryota; Bacillariophyta; Bacillariophyceae; Naviculales; Naviculaceae
Source: the annotation of a GenBank genome assembly
AUGAACCAACCCCAGGAUCCCCUCGCAUCGUUUCUCCUGAGUGAAGUGCUGUUUGCCAACCAGAGUGCCUCUCUUCCAGCGAUGGAAGUUCGAGUGGUCCAAGAUGAAGCUCGUGGUCACCGACCAAAGAAGACUGCCACACCAGUGAUGAGCAGUCUCAACAACAGUCUCUCGCGCUGGGAAGCUCCAGGCAUUAUCCGACCCAAGGAAGCUCUGCCAUUGGGAAGACUGUCACACAUCAUGCCCUUGAAAAAGCCACAGCGAGCUCUCAGCGAAGACAGUGUUGCCAGCACGGAGUCUCGGUAA